CAAGACCUAGAGGUGUUUGUAUCUUCAACAGAGAAGGGAGCCAGUGCACAACUUCCCUUGUCCAUAUGCCUGAGCUGUGAAACGUGUGUGAAGAGGACAACGUGGUAGGAAGAACUGGUGUUGGCAUAUUCCAGUAUCAGUACAAGUUUGUAAACUGGAUAUUCUCCUGGUUUUCAGGACUUCUGUGUGCUGGGAAAGAGGCCUCAGAGGAAGAGACUUUAUGCAGUCCCUGUGCAGGCAAGUGGUUGACCUUCAUGAAUCCUUCCUUGUCUGGAUGCAAAGGAGCUUUUCAGAGCACACUGCCACCGCUGUGUGGAUUUCCCCAGGUGCAUCAGAGGCUUUCUCCUUGGCAGAGUGUGAGAGUGGUCUAUUGCAGUACGGUAGUGCCCUCUGAUGAAGUGACGGUGGUUUACCAAAAUGGCUUACCUGUGAUUUCUGUGAAUCUUCCAUCUCGGCGCGAACGUUGCCAGUUCACGCUUAAACCCAUCUCAGACUCUGUUGGUGUGUUCUUACAACAGCUGCAAGCAGAGGACCGAGGAAUUGAUCGGGUUGCGAUCUACUCAGCAGAUGGCACCCGUGUUGCUUCCUCCACGGGCAUAGAUUUGCUUCUACUGGAUGACUUCAAACUGAUCAUCAAUGACAUCACAUAUCAUGUUAGACCACCAAAGAGAGAGCUCUUAAGCCAUGAGAAUGCAACCACGCUGAAUGAUGUCAAGACAUUGGUUCAGCAGUUGUACACUGCCUUGUGCAUCGAGGAGCACCAGCUGAACAAAGAGAAGGAGCUCAUAGGGAGACUAGAGGAAUUGAAGGAGCAACUAGCACCACUAGAAAAAGUAAGGCUGGAGCUCAGCAGGAAAGCAGAGAAGAGGACAACCUUGGUGUUGUGGGGAGGGCUGGCCUACAUGGCCACUCAGUUUGGGAUUCUGGCCCGCCUCACCUGGUGGGAAUACUCUUGGGACAUUAUGGAACCAGUCACCUAUUUCAUCACCUAUGGUAGUGCCAUGGCAAUGUAUGCUUAUUUCGUAAUGACUCGCCAGGAGUAUGUUUAUCCAGAUGCAAGAGACAGACAGUACUUACUAUUCUUCCAUAAAGGAGCCAAAAAGUCACGAUUUGAUCUAGAGAAAUACAAUCAACUCAAGGAUGCAAUUGCUCAGGCAGAAUUGGACCUUAAGAGGCUUCGAGAUCCACUGCAGGUUCACCUGCCCAUCCAGCAAAUUGAUGAAAAGGACUGAUCAGCAAAGAAGCUCUGAACUCUGGCAAAAAACCUGUUCAUAGCUCUUGCCUUUUAAAUUAAAGCAUUGCAGGUGGAAGCUGGGAGGUGGUGUGUGGGUGGAGGGUUUUUGGUUGGCUUUUUUUUUUUAACCUUUAAUCAAGAUAAAGGACUGUAAGGGGAAAUCUCUUAAAUUUGAAGAUGGGGCAUUGUGGAAUGUUAGUUCCAAAAAGGGCUUGGCAAAUAGUCAUAUUUAAAACCGUGUGAAUGGCAAUUGUGUACAAAUACAGGAUUGGGGGGGUUCAUGAAAAGAAUGUAAUGCUGGGGUAGGGAUGUCUUCUUCCAGCUCUGCAGAGUCUGCCUCCUGAUAAGACACCAGCAGCCUGCUUAGCUUUUUAAAGUUUCCUUUACCUGACUCAGUUCUCUCUUUCUCUCUUAACAAAACAUAAAAGGGAAAAAAAAAAAGAACAAA
This is a messenger RNA of Lagopus muta (rock ptarmigan), 1682 nucleotides long. It is a transcript of the gene MCU, whose product is annotated as mitochondrial calcium uniporter. The record is from RefSeq and is a predicted model, not a curated record. The transcript is spliced from 9 exons. The coding region runs from base 255 to 1232 and encodes 325 amino acids. Gene Ontology annotation, cellular component: uniplex complex; mitochondrial inner membrane. Lineage: Eukaryota; Metazoa; Chordata; Aves; Galliformes; Phasianidae. Gene Ontology annotation, biological process: calcium import into the mitochondrion; mitochondrial calcium ion homeostasis. Gene Ontology annotation, molecular function: uniporter activity; calcium channel activity.